AAUUAUAAUAUUAUGUCAAUUAUGUAUUUAUGUUUCAGUUUUGCAUCCAAUCCAUCGUCUAAGAUAAAGAAAACUUUUAAGCCAAUUCGGCAGUUCAAUAGGACAAUAUUAAUAUUGGGUGUGAUGUGGGUGCCGAAGUGGUAAUGUCCGCGGCCGCUGAGUCGCUGCCGGCGUCGAGUGCGCGCACGCACGCGGCCGGCUCGCAGGCACGCCGCCCGCCCGGCAAGCACAUCGUGCAUUGGUUCCGGAAGGGCCUCCGCUUGCACGACAACCCCGCGCUCAGAGAGGGACUUGUCGAUGCGGUCACAUUCCGAUGUGUUUUCCUUAUUGAUCCUUGGUUUGCAAGCUCGUCCAAUGUCGGCAUUAAUAAAUGGAGAUUCCUUCUGCAAUGUCUGGAGGACUUGGACAAGAGUCUGAAGAAAUUGAAUUCACGGUUGUUCGUGGUUAGAGGACAGCCUGCAGAUGCGCUCCCCAAACUGUUCCGGGAAUGGGGCACAACGGCACUCACUUUCGAAGAAGACCCCGAGCCAUACGGGCGCGUGCGGGAUCACAAUAUCAUGUCAAAGUGUCGAGAGGUCGGCAUUACGGUUAUAUCGCGCGUUUCGCACACCCUGUAUAAAUUGGACAACAUUAUAGAGCGCAACGGUGGUAAAGCGCCACUAACGUACCACCAGUUCCAGGCGUUGAUCGCCAGCAUGCCGCCGCCGCCGGCCGCCGAGCCGCCGAUCUCGGCGCAGACGCUCAACGGCGCCGCCACGCCCGUCGCCGACGACCACGACGACCGCUUCGGCGUGCCCACGCUCGAAGAACUCGGUUUUGAAACGGAAAAUCUGAAGCCUCCAAUAUGGAUCGGAGGUGAAAGUGAGGCGCUAGCUAGGCUGGAAAGACAUCUAGAAAGAAAGGCUUGGGUGGCCUCGUUUGGACGACCCAAAAUGACCCCGCAAUCUCUGUUGGCAAGUCAGACGGGAUUGUCUCCGUACUUAAGAUUCGGUUGCUUGUCGACGAGAUUAUUUUAUUAUCAGUUAACAGAAUUGUAUAAACGCAUAAAACGGGUGAGACCACCGUUAUCCCUCCACGGACAAAUCUUGUGGAGAGAGUUCUUCUAUUGCGCCGCGACUCGGAAUCCUAAUUUCGAUCGAAUGGAAGGAAAUCCCAUAUGCGUGCAAAUACCUUGGGAGAAAAACCAAGAGGCACUCGCCAAGUGGGCUAAUGGCCAAACAGGGUUCCCUUGGAUAGACGCCAUAAUGGUGCAGUUGAGGGAGGAGGGUUGGAUCCAUCACUUGGCGAGGCAUGCCGUCGCGUGCUUUCUCACCAGAGGAGAUCUUUGGAUUUCAUGGGAAGAGGGCAUGAAGGUAUUCGACGAGCUUCUACUAGACGCGGACUGGUCGGUGAAUGCGGGUAUGUGGAUGUGGCUGUCCUGUUCGUCGUUCUUCCAGCAGUUCUUCCACUGCUACUGCCCCGUGCGAUUCGGAAGGAAGACUGACCCUAACGGAGAUUUCAUCAGGCGGUACAUCCCCGCACUGAAGAACAUGCCGACGCGGUACAUCCACGAGCCGUGGGUUGCGCCGGAGUCGGUGCAGCAGUCGGCGCGCUGCGUCAUCGGCUCCGACUAUCCAAUGCCCAUGGUGGACCACUGCAAGGCCUCGCAGAUCAACAUCGAGCGCAUCAAACAAGUCUACGCACAACUCGCUAAAUACAAACCACAAGGCACUUUGAACCCGCAAGCGGUACAACGGCCCAAUGUGAUGCAGUCGUCGCCCAGUCCGACGUCAAUCAUUAGAAGCAUAAACCAGUCAAACUAUCUCUGCAGCCAAACACCGGAUCCCACGCAACAGUCUACAAACCAAAAUACUUACAAAGACCAGUCAACCGUAUUCCAACGACCCACUAAAACAUUCAAGAGCCCGGACAGCCCUCAAUUCUAAAACAAGUUGUUAGUAGUCCAACAAACGCAAAACACAGAUAAUCCAUCGGAAAAUUCUGACUGCACAACAAGACCGUCAGAAAAUGCUAUAGUCAGUGAUCGACAAGAUAUUGUAUAUAAAUCUCAUCAAAGUAGACAUUUACAAUCUGGAGGCAAACAGGAAAAUUAUGACUAUAAAAAUUAUAAUAUUGACCAUAUAUCAGGUUAUGAUAAUCAGGAUAUGUAUCAGAGCCAACAAAUUAACCAAAAUGAACUGUACAGUCAACAAGAUAUUAAAAUCGAUACCUAUGAUUAUAAUAAAUCCAAAUAUUAUCUAUCCAACUAUGCAGAAAAUAACGUUCUCGUGUCGAGCGCGACGCCGACAUUCAUAACGCCUUCUAUGAAUCAUCAGUCAAAUAUGAAUUACAACAGAGAAGGUAAGAACAAAAGCAAAAAUAACAAAUCUUCAGAUGCAGUGUUUCUACAUCCAUUAAGUGUUGUGUCAGACCGGAUGUAUUCUGGAGACAAUCGACAAACACAAUCCUCCAAUGAAUGUGAAUACAGCUCUGCUAGUGAUGAUAAUCAAAAGUAAAUGCCAAUUUCUGUAAAUCACGCGGAACGUCUAUUGACAGCAACAUGAUAUUGUAAAAAAGAAACAUAAUAUUAUAGAUUUUCAUCAAAGAAAAAAAUCACAGAAUCUAUAGUAUUUCGUAUUAAUGUUAGCUGCCAUUAACAUAAAGGAAGACUUCUGCUUGUGUUGAUAUGACAAUAAAGACCAGCAAACAAUGUAAAUCUAUCGGAAGUAUAUAACAUAAUAUAGAAGAACUUUUAGCAAAUAAAAAACAAAUUAGUUAUUUGUAAGUUCUUCAAUAUGUAAUGAAUGGUGCGUCGUGUUUGGUGAUAGGGAUUACAAUUAUUAUUUAGUAUAUAACCAAAUAAAAUCCAGUCCAUGACUUGAUAUCUCAGCAAGAUUAGCCUGUAGUAUUGUCGAUGGCAUGUAGGCAUCAGCACGAUUGUAUAUUUUAUAAUAAUAAGCAACAUAUAAUUGUCUUUCAAUAGUUUAAUGUUAUUAAUUAAAAGAAUUUACGAUAAUAUUAAGAUUAGUUAUUUGUUAGAAUUUGAACUGGAUAUAACUGUUGUAAUUAUUAUGUAAUUCAGAAGUUUUAGGAGUAAGCUACAUUAAUAAAUGUUUGUACACAGUUUCUUUCAA
This is a messenger RNA of Manduca sexta (tobacco hornworm), 3113 nucleotides long. RefSeq names its product cryptochrome-1 (gene cry2). Gene Ontology annotation, biological process: entrainment of circadian clock by photoperiod; circadian regulation of gene expression; negative regulation of DNA-templated transcription. The record is from RefSeq and is a predicted model, not a curated record. Gene Ontology annotation, cellular component: cytoplasm; nucleus. Gene Ontology annotation, molecular function: DNA binding; FAD binding. NCBI's taxonomy places the organism in Eukaryota, Metazoa, Arthropoda, Insecta, Lepidoptera, Sphingidae.